This is a messenger RNA of Terrapene triunguis (Three-toed box turtle), 1051 nucleotides long. RefSeq names its product spectrin beta chain, non-erythrocytic 4-like. Gene Ontology annotation, molecular function: actin filament binding. The transcript is spliced from 3 exons. Lineage: Eukaryota; Metazoa; Chordata; Testudines; Emydidae. Gene Ontology annotation, cellular component: cortical actin cytoskeleton; plasma membrane; cell projection. The record is from RefSeq and is a predicted model, not a curated record. Gene Ontology annotation, biological process: actin cytoskeleton organization. The annotation marks the transcript as partial.
GUGGAACCGGGUGGUGGAGCUGGUGGAGCAGAGGAAGGACCAUCUCAGCUCCGUCCUGACGAUCCAGAACUACCUGCUGGAGUGCACCGAGAUCAAGGCGCAGAUCCGGGAGAAGCGCCGCGCCGUGGAGGCCAGCCAGUACAGCAGCGGCGACCUGGGCGGCGUCCUGGCCUUGCAGCGCAAGCUCUCCACCAUGGAGGCUGCCCUGGUGGUGCUGGAGCCCAAGCUCCUGGAGUUGCAGCAGGAGGGCGAAGCCUUGGCCACGGCCCACCCGGCCCAGGCGCUGACCGUCUUGCUGCACUUCGAGGAGAUCAGCGAGGAGUGGGAGGCCUUGAAGAGGACCCUGCAGGGCUGCGAGGACUCGCUCUCCGUGGCCAGCCGGCUGCAGCAGUUCAUCCAGGACCUGGACAACUUCCUGACCUGGCUGGUGAAGACUCAGGCGGCCGUGGCCUCAGAAGAGCUGCCCAGCAACUUGGCGGGGGCAGAGCGGCUGCUGAGCCAGCACGCGGCCCUCAAGGAGGAAAUCGACCGCUACGAGGAGGACUACACCAAGAUCCAGGCGGCCAGCGACCUGCUGGCCCUGGAGGAAGCCGACGUGCCCUGCCUCUCGCUCCAGCAGUGGCUGCAGAAGCUGGACGUGGGCUGGAACAAGCUGCUGCAGAUGUGGGAGAGCCGGCGGGAGGCGCUGGUCCAGGCGCAGAUCUUCCACCUUUUCCUGAGGGACGUGCAACAGGCUGAGGCGUGUCUCCACAACCAGGCGUCCACCCUGGCCCACGCGGAGCUGCCCACCACGAUGGAGGCGGCGGAGAAGGCCAUCAAGAAGCACAAGGAUUUCAUAACCACCAUGGAGCUGAGCGUGCCGAAGACGACGCUGGCCCUGCGGGCCGGGGAGAGCCUGGUGCGCCAGGGCAGCCCCUACAGCGAGCGCGCCCAGGAGGAGAUGGCGGCGCUCAGAGACAAGAACCACCAGAACUUCCAGCUGGCCCAGGAGUGGAUGCAGCAGCUGAACGAUCACUUGGAUCUGCAGCGUUUCUUGCAGAACUGUCAGGAG